CACCUGGAUUGUGAGGCGGGAGGGAUAGGAUGUCUCAUCUUCUCCUUGCUGCCGAGACACGUGGCCAAAGGGAACAGUACCAUCUUGUCCCCAGUCCCAGCAUGCCAGACACGUACACUGUGCCAAGUAUAUCAGCUCCCCAGUUUGGGAAGAGCAGGUCCACUCCUCUCACCUCUGUUGGCCUUCUUUCCAUCUCAGUGCACAGCAUGAAGCUCCAUCAUGUGGUCCUGGGCUCUGUGCCCCUCCUGAUCCUGGCUGGCUGUGUCAGCGCACUGAAGACCUCCAACAUUAACCUGCGCACAUUCAUUGGCUGCGCUGUGCGUGAGUUCACCUUCCUGGCUAGGAAGCCCGGUUGUAGGGGGCUGCGUAUCACCACGGAUGCCUGCUGGGGACGCUGUGAGACUUGGGAGAAGCCUAUUCUGGAUCCCCCUUACAUCGAAUCUCACCAUCGAGUCUGCACUUACAAUGAGACAAAGCUGGUGACAGUGAAGCUGCCAAGUUGUGCUCCUGGUGUGGACCCCUUCUACACGUUCCCUAAGGCCAUACGGUGCGACUGUGGUGUCUGCUCUACUGCGACGACCGAAUGCGAGACUUUUUGAGCCCUCCUUCCCCAGGUGCACAGCUGCCUUGGCUAUUGCGGGCCAGAUUCUGCCCUGAUGUUACACCCACUUUCACCCCAACAUUGCAGGAGGUGUAAAUCAGCACAGAAUGUGACCACUGAGUCUAACUGCUUCUAAUCACUAACUCUUCAGCACAGUAAAGGCAUACUCUUCUCUUCUUUUCGCAGCCAGUUUAGAGAACUAUUAAUGUAGUAUUGUAAUAAGGAGCCUUACGACAAUAUGUCAUGUGGAAAGUUAUGAUGCAGUUUCCUUUACCCAGAGGCGUUUCACAGUAUGUGAACUCACCUCAUGCACAAAGCACACAUUUAAUAAGCAGUCCAAAACACGUACAAGUGGAGAACAACAGUGUUAAGGUAACAACAGCUUUGUUCAUUAUGGUUUUUAUUUCUUCUAUUCUUGAGCUUGGGAAUGUAAAUGUACUCAGUAGAAUUCCCUUGGUGCCCUUAUAGACCAGUUUCCUUUCCCACUGACGAGGGUUUCAAUUGGGAACAAUGCCACCAAAAUACUUAAAAACUGGUGUCAUUAGUGAGACCAGGGUUUAGCUCUGGUUCAUCAGGUGUAUAAAUUCAUUAAUACAAAGCUGUAACAACCCCUGUCGCAGCAAAGCACUUAAGCACAAACUUAUACUUUAAGCAUGUGUUUAAGAGCUUUGCUUAAUUGGGGCAUAAAUAUCACACCACUCAUAAGGAAACCUCAGUCUUUGAAGAAAAAUCACUGAAAGCCUGAAAGAGAAAAUCACAUUUCUUCCCAUACAGGGUGAGGAAAUCAGUUGAUUUAAUGGAAAUCAAAGAGCUUUGUAUGGCUGGUGAGUCUCUCUUAACGAUUUCUCCCAACUGAAAAGAGCACUAGAGGAUGGUGUAAUGGUCUUGGUUUUCUUUCACAUGGAAGCAAGGUCAAGGAAGGCCUAUGCUGGUUCACUCCACAGUCCCCAAUGCAGCUUUGCUCCUCAGAGAGACCUGCUCCAUGUCGGGUGUCCAUGCCGUGGACCAGAGGAGCAUGGCUAAGAUGCCCACUGUGGAGGGUUUAGAGCGGUGCUCCUCCUUACCUCAGCAGACCGCCUAUUAGGGAAUGCUAGAGCAGUUUCCUUUAAUAACAAAGACCACAGAAAUGUUUCUAAGAGUGAUCCACAACUGCUCAGACCCACUUCAGGAGCUGAGGAGGGGAUUGCAGGUCAUAGCUACUGUAACAGCACAUCCAUGGUCUCAGAUGAGCUGCCUAAGUGCCUUUUGUACCCAGGCUCUGGGUGGGAGUGGUUGGUUUAGUAUCCUCUCCCUCAAUUGUUUCCCCUGAAGAAACCUGGUUGGUUUGUAUUUUUCUAAUAAGUACAAGAAGUUUUCCUGACAUGAUCUGUUAGCAAGAGCACAUAAGGCAAAGUGAGUUUUCAGGGCAGACACUGGGGUAUGCUUUUUGAACAGAUUAAUGUCCAACAUUUUCCUUUCCCUACCUGGUUAGGGCCUGAUAUUAGACAAACCAAGAGGCUGAGUCUCCUAAUUACAUUCCCUUCUGUUUCCAGGAUUCAUGUUUGACACUACAAAGCAAGCUUACUUGAAGUUUCCUGCUCUCUUUGAAAUACGUCUUUUAAUUUAAGCUAUAAUUUAUUAAACGCUGCAAUUUUGUAUGUUGACUUGUAAAAGCUGCGCUGUGGUUGGGUGAUUUAUAUGAUUCUGCCUUACAGAGUUCUUGGCUAGAUGGACGGCUGUGUGGAACAAGAGCAGUAGCGGUUUUCUGCAAUGCUGACUUUAACUGCCUUUAAAUAAUCCUGUAUUUGGUUUCAAGUUGCAUCUCUCAUCCUCCUGGUCUUGUUAUUGCUCUAAAUGGCAUCAUACAUCAUGGGUGACCUACAAAUUAAUUUCUGGGUCCUUAAUAAACCUAACAUUGUAGCAUCAAAGCAA
Alligator mississippiensis (American alligator) is the source of this 2512-nucleotide messenger RNA. RefSeq names its product glycoprotein hormone subunit beta 5 (gene GPHB5). The record is from RefSeq and is a predicted model, not a curated record. Gene Ontology annotation, biological process: G protein-coupled receptor signaling pathway; regulation of thyroid hormone receptor signaling pathway. Gene Ontology annotation, molecular function: hormone activity. Bases 30 to 599 code for a protein of 189 amino acids. Gene Ontology annotation, cellular component: cytoplasm; extracellular region. NCBI's taxonomy places the organism in Eukaryota, Metazoa, Chordata, Crocodylia, Alligatoridae. The transcript has 2 exons.